Synchytrium microbalum is the source of this 840-nucleotide messenger RNA. RefSeq lists its product as uncharacterized. Gene Ontology annotation, biological process: superoxide metabolic process. The transcript has 6 exons. Gene Ontology annotation, molecular function: superoxide dismutase activity; metal ion binding. The record is from RefSeq and is a predicted model, not a curated record. Lineage: Eukaryota; Fungi; Chytridiomycota; Chytridiomycetes; Synchytriales; Synchytriaceae. Bases 1 to 840 code for a protein of 279 amino acids.
AUGAAAUCAAGUGGCAAAAUCUGUAUCGUUGGUGCUCUGCUUGUAUUCUUGCUGCCAUGUGUCUUUGCAAAGAAGUUCACCGUCCCACCGUUAUCAUACAACUAUUCUUCAUACGAGCCUGUCAUUGAUACCCAAACCAUGAUAUUACACCAUACCAAACACUUCCAAGCAUACACAGGCAUGUUACUCUCAGCCACAUUUGUACAAGCCCAAUCUCCUAGGACUCAAGCUUUGUUGGCUCACAAUCUGAAUGCUGCGGUACAGAAGCUCUCUAAUGACUUGGUGGAUCUCGAUGCGUUAUCGCUAGCUCGUCGAAUAGCUAGAGAAGAAAAUGGAGAAGUUUCACGUUCUGUGGGCUGGCCAGAUGAAGUCACACGAUGGGCAAUCAGGAACAACGCCGGUGGCUAUGUGAACCAUGCCAUCUACUUCAAACUACUACGCCCGCCAAACCCAAUCAAACCUCAAAACCCAAGCCCAAGCUCAAAAUUGGGCGAAGCCAUAAUCAAGCAAUAUUCUACAUUUGAUGCAUUCAAAUCCGAAUUUGCAGCUGCUGCCAUGUCGGUAUUCGGAUCUGGUUGGGUGUUUUUAGCAUUCUCAGCUGCUACAUCGGCUAUCAAGAUCCUGCAAACGGGAAACCAGGAUAUUCCUGAACAGUCUAUACCUGAACCUCGGCUGGAUGCGAUUCUGGCACUUGAUGUUUGGGAGCAUGCCUACUACCUCAAGUACAACAAUCGACGCAUCGAGUACGUGCAACAAUGGUUUACAAUCGUUGAUUGGGAUGUGGCAGAAUCGUUAUAUGAAGAUGCUGUAGACCGAGCGACAAAACAUGAUGAAUUAUAA